AUGUCAAAAUCUUCCCUUUCUGCACCAGCUACUUCUAUUUUCACAACUGACGGCGAAUUCGAGUUCAACGUUAAUAGUCUGAACUUUGAAAACUAUCUUUCAUCGCCUACAAGCGAAGAAGCCGAACCAAAAUCUUCCUCUGAGGCUACUCAAAAUUCUCCUCGAAACUCCCCUUUACAAGAUUCUCCGACAAAUAUUUCUCCAAACCAGCCUCCAAGGAAUUCGAAACAAAAUUUUUUUUCUUUAUUUAAAAAAAGAGAUAGUUCAAACACUAUAAAUACCAGUCCUAUAACCCGCCCCAUCUCUGCACCACCCCAACAUCUACUGGUUAAUACAAAUAUGCUCGAGCAUGAUAACAAUUUGGUUACUGCAGGAAAAACUGUACAAAAUAUCUGUGAUUUAGAGACUGAUCAAUAUAUAAUUGGUAGCGUUAGUGUACCGGACCUCCCUGCAUUGGAUACUAAUGCGUUAGAUGAUGAGUACAAUGCAAUGAUUAAGCUGCAUGCCAGUGAUAUAGGAAACCAUGCUUCUGAUGGAACAUAUGGCUUGGGUAAUGACUUUUCCGGAGGAAAACCUUCAAGCAUUUCCUCUAAAAAACACAGUAAAAGAAAAAACAGUAUAACUUCUGAAAAAAUGAAUAAGGAAGAUACUGGAUUUAGGAAUACGAUGAAAAAUACUAUGCGUAAAACUUCUACAUUUUUCAAAAAACUUGGUAGCAAGACUUUAGAUAAUUCAACUAAUCAAAGUGAACGUCCUCCACUUCCUGAUUUUCAAACUCAAAACUCUCAAAUUAAAUCUUUUGAAACAUAUUCUUCCACUUUAAAUGUUAAAAAAGAUUCUUUAAAUUUGGAACCUACUACAACCAUUGAUGAUAGUUUUUCGGAUAAUAGUGCAAGUAUUGAUGAAAAAGAAUUACUUAAACGUACUUUACAAGAAUAUUCUUCUGUAUAUGUUGAUUACCCAUUAGAUGAUGAUAAUGAUCGAAAAUCUGGUUUGUACCGAAUGUCCUUAUUAGGUGCAAAUAAAAGUGUUCCUGAUAAUAUUGGUAGAACUUAUGAUUGGAAUGCUCGAUUUUCAAGUUCAAGUGAUAAUACUGAAAGUAUACCAGUAAAUACGAAUUAUGCUACAAAUUUUUUUGAUAAUAAAAGAGUAAGCGGAAAUACUUUUAUGAGUUUACCAGUAAUAAAAAGUGAAAAAAGAAAAGUAGAAUCAAAAAUGGUAUUAGAUGAUAUAAAAACAUUUAGUUUAUCAAGAGUUAAAGAAGAAGAUGGUGAAGAUGGUGAUACUGCUGUCCAAAAAAUCUCAACUAAAGGUUUAAAGACAAUCAUGAAAGGAAACACAAAAAAUUCAAGUAAGCAAUAUGACGUAAAAAGAGAUGUU
Molecule: messenger RNA, 1380 nt
Organism: Scutellospora calospora
Lineage: Eukaryota; Fungi; Glomeromycota; Glomeromycetes; Diversisporales; Gigasporaceae
Source: the annotation of a GenBank genome assembly